Molecule: messenger RNA, 2044 nt
Organism: Jaculus jaculus (lesser Egyptian jerboa)
Lineage: Eukaryota; Metazoa; Chordata; Mammalia; Rodentia; Dipodidae
Gene: Wdr77
Product: WD repeat domain 77
Exons: 10
Coding region: 118-1146 (342 amino acids)
Biological process (GO): oocyte axis specification
Cellular component (GO): methylosome
Molecular function (GO): protein binding
Source: RefSeq, a predicted model, not a curated record
GUAGUAUCCGUCGGAGAGGGGGCGGAGGCCCAGAGGGUGCAGCACGUGGGGGUUGGUUCCCGAGUGGGGCUCGAGUGUCGUGGAGUUUGGCUCUCUGUUGGGUUUGGAACCGUGGAGAUGCGGAAGGAAACUCCACCCCCGGUCGUGCCCCCGGCGGCCCGCGAGUGGAACCUUCCCCCAAAUGCGCCCGCCUGUAUGGAACGGCAGUUGGAGGCUGCACGGUACCGAUCUGAUGGGUCACUUCUGCUAGGGGCCUCCAGCCUCAGUGGUCGCUGUUGGGCCGGCUCCCUCUGGUUUUUCAAGGACCCGUGUUCGGCCCCCAACGAAGGCUUCUGUUCCGCUGGAGUCCAGACUGAGGCCGGAGUGGCUGACCUCACUUGGGUAGGGGACAAAGGUAUUCUAGUGGCUUCUGAUUCAGGUGCUGUUGAAUUGUGGGAACUAGAUGAGAAUGAGACACUUAUUGUUAGCAAGUUCUGCAAGUAUGAGCAUGAUGACAUUGUGUCUACCGUCAGUGUCCUGAGCUCUGGCACACAAGCUGUCAGUGGCAGCAAAGACUUCUGUAUCAAGAUUUGGGACCUGGCCCAACAGAUGGUGAUGAGCUCAUACCGAGCACAUGCCGGACAGGUCACCCGUGUUGCUGCCUCUCCCCACCAGGACUCUGUAUUUCUUUCAUGCAGUGAGGACAGUAGAAUUUUACUGUGGGAUACUCGCUGUCCCAAGCCAGCAUCACAGAUGGGCUGCAAUGCCUCUGACUACCUUCCUACCUCCCUGGCUUGGCACCCUCAGCAGAGGGAAGUCUUUGUGUUUGGUGAUGAGAAUGGGACUGUUUCCCUUGUGGACACCAAGAAUGCAAGCUGUACCCUCAGCUCAACUGUACACUCCCAAUGUGUCACUGGGCUAGUGUUCUCCCCCCACAGUGUUCCCUUCCUAGCCUCCCUCAGUGAAGACUGCUCACUUGCUGUACUGGACUCGGACCUUUCUGAAGUGUUUAGAAGCCGAGCCCACAGAGACUUUGUGAGAGAUGCUACUUGGUCCCCGCUCAAUCACUCCCUUCUUACCACAGUGGGCUGGGACCAUCAAGUCAUUCACCAUAUUGUGCCCUUAGAGCCUCUUCCAACUCCUGGACCUGAGAGUGUUGCUGAAUAGAUUGGAUUUCAGAGCCAAAGCAGCCCUCUACCCACGAGAGCCACUCCUUUGUCCUACCUUCAGUUUGAGACAACACAGGAGUCUAAUAGAGCAUGUUGACACUAGUCUGUGUGGUUAAUAGGCAUUGUCUCUCAGCUUCAGGGAGGCUGGAUCCUGCAUCCUACAGCAACUAGGAAGAGAAAUUUUCUUGAAAAUGGACAAGUAGGUCUGCCUGAGUAUAUGUGUGUAGAUGCUUUUGGUUGGGGUAGGGGAUAAAAAUCCUUCAACUUCCCCCAAAAGUGACCAAAGGCUUUUAUGCUUCCUUUGUCUGAGGACUUGGCUGUCUGGGUGGGCCAUGGGGUGUUAGCACCCCUGAGCUACUGACUACUCAAGAGAGAGGGACAACCUCUAUUAUUUUUUAAUGGAAUUCGGUUGAUCAGUAUGGGAAGUGCUUCCCUUCACGGAAACCAGCCGAGCCUGCCUUGCAGGACACACCACAGUUUGGAGCUAAUCACUCUUACUAAACUGAAGCAAGCCCAUUUCGUGGAUGAAUGGAUUUGGUUAGUGCCAAUGUAGCGCCUGGUUCCCUCUGCCCCUCCCCUCCUUCAUGGUAUGCGUAUGUGAGAUGCGAGUGUUUUUCUGUCAUAGAUUUUACAGAGAAAACAGGGAUGAUGAAGAACUUGAAGGCAUUUUAAUGAAGUCAAAAAAUUGACAUGGACUGUUACAGAGAGAUCUUGGUCUCUUCUCACCUAAAGAUAGCCUGGGGUCUGACCUGCCCCUGGGCUCCUUUCUCUGGAUAUAGGAUAGUUGAAUGCUAUAUCUGGGGACUGCUAAGAUUUUGAGAUCCAUCAUCAAGGAGAGACUCAGAAGUAACUGGUUGGUGAAAUAAAGAUGUUAUCCAUGUUGGUUUGUUUUUAAA